AGACCACGCUCAUCAAGGGGAUGAUGGCGGCCGUGGGGCUCGGCUACGAGGAGGUGAAGGACAUGCUGCCCCCCACCAUCGAGGUGGCGUGUCACAACUCCAAGACCAGCAGUACCAUCUCCGGCCCGGCUGAGGACGUGCAGCACUUCGUGGCGACACUCAAGGACAAGGGCGUGUUCGCCAAGGCCGUCAAUGUGUCCAACAUAGCGUACCACUCGCAGUACAUCGCGCCCGCAGGACCCAAGCUGUUGUCCCUACUGAAAGACGUCCUGCCCGAGCCCAAGCCUCGCUCCGAGCGCUGGGUGUCCACGAGCGUCCUGGAGGAGCGCUGGGGCGAGCCGCUGGCGCAGACCUCGUCGGCCGACUACCACACCAACAACCUCCUGAGCCCCGUGUUCUUCGAGGAGGGCUCGCGUAAGAUCCCCAAGGAUGCCAUCGCCAUUGAAAUUGCACCUCAUGGGUUGCUCCAGGCCAUCCUCCGACGCUCUCUGGACCAGCUCGUCGCCAACGUGCCUCUCACUAGGAAGGACGCUCCGGACGGGGCCUUGUUCCUACUCGAGGCCAUUGGCAAACUGUACCUGGCCGGGCUGAACCCGCAGAUCCAGAACCUGUACGACCCCGUGGACUUCCCCGUGUCGAGAGGCACGGCCCCGCUCAGCCCGCUGGUGGGCUGGGACCACACGGAGACGUGGUACACCGGCCGCUACUCCCAGCAGGAGGACUUCGUUCCCGGCGAGAAGCACUUCUUCCUCCGUUCCCUGGAUCCCGCCUACGCGCCGUACCGAGAGUGCAUCUGGCAGGGCCGUAGCAUCAUCACGCCUGCCGUCUGCCUGGAAAAAGUGGCUUCUGUUAUCAAUGCGAUCCACGGAGACAUGGACGUGCCGGUCGUUUUUGAAGACGUCCAGUUCUACGACAUCUUGGACAUGCCCGUGGUCGAGGAGGCGUACGUGUACGCUAUGUACCAGCGCGGGAGCGGACACUUCGAGGUGUCCGCAGACCUUAAGGUGCUAGCGCGGGGCCGUGCCUACACGCCCUGGAACGGCGCCAAGGGCAUCAAAAAGAUGUGGGCAAGGCCACCCGCCAUCCAGGACGGAGGGCGCACACUCUCCUCCCAGGACGACGUGUACGACGAGCUGCGUCGCCGCGGUGUGUACGUCGACGGCAAGCUCAAGGCCAUCAAGAAUCUCGUCACAUCGCCUUCUGACGUCCUGGGUCGCGUGGUCAACAUCAACAACCACAUGCUGCAGUUGGACGCACUGCUGCAAGUGUACACGCUGCUGGACUCGGAGACGCGCUCCGAGCUGCGGGUGCCGCACCGCGUGCGGAGGAUCAUCCUGGACUCGGACCGCACCCUCCUGCAUGAGGACGGCCCCGAGGGCGAGCAGGAGGAGGAGGAGCAGCCCACCGAGACUAAGGUCCGGAAGGACAUCGACAGGCCGCUCCUCCAGGACCUCGUGUUCCGCCUGCACCGCGCCACCUCCACGCUCCGCUGCGCCAACAUGGAGAUCUCGGGCGUCGAGACAAGGCCAUUCCCCUCCCAGGACGAGCACCGCCACCUCGCCGUCGACCUGGAGCAGCUCGUGAUCCACGGCGAUCAUCCAGCCGCUAUGCAGAACUCCCAGGAGAUGCUUGCCGCGGCUGUACAGCUGGCCACCCAGCAGGCUGCUCUGCAACCGCUGAGCCGCAAGAGUACCGAGACCGUGGUGGGGCUCUUGCAGGGGACGAGCGCUGCUCUGGAGCAGCAGCUGCAGUCCAUCGCGCAGCGUUCGGGCGGGGUGCUGGUGCGCCGCUUGGCCGCGCAGGAGGCCGUCGACUGCGACCUCCUGGUGGGCGUAGACGCGCACGCCGCCGCGCCCCUUCUGGCCCCGCACGCCGUCUUGCUGGCCGAGCUGCCCACAGAGCAGCCAAUCCCAGCUGUGCCCGAGGUGACCGUGCUACUGCAGCAGGCCUUCGGUGCGCGUCGCCUGGUGUUGUUCAAGAAGCCGCAGGCCGUGCUGCACUUUCCGCACCAGGUGGUGGAGGUCGACAGCGCCUCGCAGGUGGCAGUGCUGCAGGUCCCGGCCGCGGGCGUCACCUACGUCGUGUGGCACUCCAUGCCCGAGCAAGGCAUCCCCGCCCUGCUCCGGGACGUGGUCCGCUCGCUCCCGGGCGCACACCGCGUCCGAUCUGUGUUCCUGCUGGACGCCACGGCGCCCAAGUUCUCUCCAACGCACCCGUUCUUCACGGGUCAGAUGAAGCUCGGCCUUGCAGUGAACGUGCUGUUGAACGGCGCCUGGGGGAACCUCUACCUCAAGCCCAAGCCGAUCGUCCAGCACGAGGCCGGCCGAAGGGAGCUGCGCGUCAACAGGGUGUCCGACAUUCCAAACAUGAACGUCCAAUACCUCGGCCUGAACGGUUCCAUCAUGGAGCCCACCAACAUUAAGGUCCGCGAUGGGUACAUCCUGGACAUCGAGAAGCCUACUAAGGAGCAACAGCCACGGGGUGUGGGUCUGCUGGACUACGCGGGGACCAAGGAGGGCGUCGCCGUCAUGGGUGUCAUGGACACCGAGACCAUGGCCGUGGACAACCUCCUGCAGUGGGCCGUGCCCAAAGGGUGGAGCCUGGAGGACGCCGCCACCGUGCCGUACGCCUACGCCAUGGCGUACACGGCCUUGGUUCACACGGCAAAAUUGCUACCCCGUGAAAGGGUUCUGAUCCACGACGGCUGGUCCGCCAUCGGCCAGGCGGGCAUCGACGUGGCCCUGGCGACCGGCGGCGACGUGUACACGACGUACCGGACCGAGGAGGAGCACGGCCUCAUCCUGCAGCGCUUCCCCCAGCUCCCGCCAGACCACGUCCUGAACCUCCAAGGCGAGCAGUUCGAGCUGGACUUGAGCAAGGCCUUCGAGGACAGCGACCGGAUGCGGCGCGGGUACCGCGUGCUUCUGAGCACCUUGAGUGGCGAGGGACUCUGGGCGUCACUGCGGAGGAUGGCGAUCAACGCUCGCGUCGUGCAGAUCAACGGGUCGGACAGCAUGACCGGAACUCGCAUGGGAAUGAACUUGUUCAUCAAGAGCACCUCUUUCUACGCCAUGGACUCCACUGGGCUGUUGCACUUGUCCGACGACGUCCGCCGCAGGGUGCACGGUCUAGUGCAGGCCGGGCUGGACAACGGCGUGGUGCGGCCCUUGGACAGGACCGUCUUGCCCAUCUCGCACGUCAAGGAGGCCGUCAGUUAUCUAGACGGGGACUCUACGGCCAAGGCGGUCCUGGAAAUGGGUCCUUCCAAGGUGAUCGCGGCGCCCAGUGGCUUCCAGUGUGACCACAAGGCGUCCUACAUCGUCGUUGGUGGCUGCCGCUCCGAGGCCCUGCACACGGUGGACUGGUUGUUGUCGCGGGGCACCCGCUGCGUGGUGCUCGCCGGCCUCCAGGAGUCGGCGCUCUCCCAGACGACACUGCGGAGGCUGGCCCUCAUGCGCGCUCGCUGGGGCGCCCACGUGACCACCGUACCCGGGGUGCGCGCGGACACGCCGCAGGGCGCAUCCACGCUCGUCGCCAGGGCGGCAAACAUGGCGCCGUUGCACACCAUCCUCGUCCUGCCCUCG
Messenger RNA from Frankliniella occidentalis (western flower thrips), 3584 nucleotides. RefSeq names its product fatty acid synthase-like. Gene Ontology annotation, molecular function: fatty acid synthase activity; oxidoreductase activity. Gene Ontology annotation, biological process: fatty acid biosynthetic process. The record is from RefSeq and is a predicted model, not a curated record. Lineage: Eukaryota; Metazoa; Arthropoda; Insecta; Thysanoptera; Thripidae. The transcript has 15 exons. The annotation marks the transcript as partial.